Messenger RNA from Branchiostoma floridae (Florida lancelet), 1930 nucleotides. RefSeq names its product ras-related protein Rab-43-like. The record is from RefSeq and is a predicted model, not a curated record. Bases 132 to 785 code for a protein of 217 amino acids. Lineage: Eukaryota; Metazoa; Chordata; Leptocardii; Amphioxiformes; Branchiostomatidae. The transcript is spliced from 3 exons. Gene Ontology annotation, cellular component: trans-Golgi network. Gene Ontology annotation, molecular function: GTP binding; GTPase activity.
ACGUAAUACUAAUAGUACUCCUGACGCGGCGAAAACCAUCAUGGCGGACUGAUCAAAUAUAACGUUUCUAGAUCGCACGUUGUAACGGCAAGUUUUCCGCCCUUUCCGAGUUUUGUCAGCCUAUCCUUCCAAUGCCAAAUGUUGGAGAAAUGUCUACGCUCCUUGAGAACGACGACGGUUUUGACUUUCUGUUUAAAAUCGUGUUAAUCGGCGACGCGGGAGUGGGGAAGACGUGCGUGGUGCAGCGGUUCAAGUCGGGGACGUACAUGGAGAGAUGUGGCAGCACCAUCGGCGUGGACUUCACCAUGAAAACGGUCACCAUCGACGACAAGCGGGUAAAGCUACAAGUAUGGGACACAGCCGGUCAGGAAAGGUUCCGCACCAUCACGCAGAGUUACUAUCGGAGCGCCAACGGUGUCAUCAUCGCAUACGACAUUACCAAGAAGGAAACGUUUGACAACGCAGUUCGAUGGUUGGAAGAUGUCAAGAAGUACGCAGGGCCUAAUGUCGUCAAGCAGCUUGUGGGUUGCAAAAGAGACUUGGAAGAAAUGCGUGAAGUGAACGUAACAGAAGCCAAGUCCUUUGCAGUUCAAAACUGCAUGUUUGAUGCCUUGGAAACAUCAGCCAAGGAGGACACUAACAUUGAGGAAUGUUUCAUCAGGAUAGCCAAGGAACUAAAGAAACAACAUGGCGGUACAGCACUCCAGGGAGACAGGGAUGCUGGGAAAAUUGUGAUGGGAGAGUCCAGGAGGGUGGACGGGGGAGGGUGGGGUUGCUGUGGAUAAACUUAAAGUCCCGUAAACAUUGUGAUAUAGUUAGGAAACCAAACAUUGCAUUAUAUGGUGGAUAACAGGUAUCCAAGAAGAGAAGAUAGAGUUCAAAUUAUAUUACAUGACUCUGAUUUAACGUGACUCAAUUUAAAACAGGUUUAAGUAUACGAAAAAGGAUUUUUGUCUUCAGUGACAGGGAAGAUGGUUAGUUUUAGCAGUUUUGGAACGUCUGGACUGCUUGUCUUGUCUACAGUAUGUUAUCGUUGCCUUUUGUCUCCCACAUAACUGCCAUCCAAAAUGUGCCAAAUAUUGGUAUUGCUGCUGCAUGGCAAUUCGUCCUACUAGGUGUGAAACUCUGCUUUUCAGUGUCUUUGAAUCAGAAUGAAAGAAGUCAAGGAAAAAAAUAUAUUCUGUAAUGAUCCUGUGAUUGUGACACUAGGGCUGAUCUGCUCAUGUAAAAUGUGAGCAUGAGUGUUGUUUAUCAUCUGAUAUGAACAAGUUCAACUGUUCUCAAACACAAGAUGUUGGUUUGAUGGUUGAAGAUAUGAAGGUUUCUACUGGUGAGAACAAUGCCAGAAAUGUGUCAUAAUGUUAGCUUGUGAUAAGUCAAAUAUCUCCACAAGUGCCAAUUCAUAUUAGCCAUGUUUCUAACGAGAAAAUUUUAAUGUAUUAAGAUGCACAUGUUCUUUAGUUGCCAAUGUGAGAGGCUGAUGACCAAAAGAACUUCUCAAAAUGUGCAACUGUCCAAAAGGACAAUUUUUAGCUGAGGUAAGUCUGAUGAAUGAGUUUAUUAGAUUCAGUUGAGUUUUUCUUGGUUUUGGUGUUACUGAAAACUUGCUGCUGGUGGCAAUGUUGUAUUCUUGCUUACAUAGCUUGAAAUGAAGCUCGUGUGACUAAACAAAUUUCUUUCAAUGCAAACUAUACUUAAUCCUAUUUUUCAGAGUGUUUUAUGGAAAUUCAAAAGAAACGUGGAAUUAUUUUUUGUUGCUGAUUUAGAAGUGGUACCAGUAUGUCUUAAUUUAUUUAAUAUUAUUAUCAUGGGUAUAAAAAUACUCAAUUAAUUUGAAAUUUUAGAAUUAUUGGUGGAAUGUGUUUGUAUAUAUCUGACCUCAUAGCCUGGCCUUAAAUGUCAUGGUGACGAAAUAUACCUGUCAAUCAUA